Molecule: messenger RNA, 1169 nt
Organism: Rubroshorea leprosula
Lineage: Eukaryota; Viridiplantae; Streptophyta; Magnoliopsida; Malvales; Dipterocarpaceae
Source: the annotation of a GenBank genome assembly
ACACAAAUAAUCAGGGUUAUUAUUAUGGCUUUGAAAGAGAGAGUUUAUAUGUGGCUGCGCUUGAAUUUAGAAUUUUAAGGCAACAUGGGUACAAAGUACCUCAAGAGAUAUUCAAAAGUUUAUUAAAUGAGAGUGGAAACUUCAAGGCUUGUCUCAACAUGGAUUGCAAAGGAAUGCUAUAUUUGUAUGAAGCUUCAUUCCUUUCAUUGGAAGGUGAAAGUACACUGGAUGCAGCUAGAACUUUCGCGAAAAAUUAUCUUAGUGAAUAUGUUAAGCUAAACAAAAGCAAAAAUCCCUACCUUUCAACACUAGUGGAGCAUGCCCUGGAGUUUCCACUCCGUUGGAGAAUGCCAAGGAUGGAAGCAAGAUGGUUCAUUGGGGUUAUCAACGAAGUCCAGAUACGAAUCCCCUCUUGCUUGAUCUUGCCAAGCUGGAUUUCAACAUGGUGCAAGCGAUCUACCAGGAAGAUCUAAAACAUGCCUCAAUGUAAGAAGUUCAAUAACUUUAAUUACCUUAACAAAUACUAAUUAAACCUUUAGAAAAAAAAAAAAAGGAUUUCAUGAUGUGAAAAAUAAUUUUUCUUUGCACAAAUUACGUGGUGGAAGAGAACAAGUCUUGGACAAAAUUUGGGGUUCAUCAGGGACAGACUGAUGGAGAAUUUCUGAUGGACUACUGGAGUAUUGUUCCAACCUCAGUACAGAUAUUUUAGAAGAAUGGCCGCACAAGUCAAUGCACUAGUAACAACAAUAGAUGAUGUUUAUGAUGUAUAUGGAACCUUGGAUGAACUUGAAUUUUUUACUGAUGCCUUUGAAAGGUUUGUGCUUAGCAGUCGCUUUCAUUUGAACUUAAUAAUUUCUUUCAUGCUUCAAUUGUUCUAUCGGAUUUCAGAUGGGGUAUCAAUGCAACAGAGCAGCUCCUAGACUAUAUGAAGUUAUGCUUUUUUGCCCUGCACAACUCCAUGAACCAAAUUGCCUCGGACAUUUUUCAGGAACAAGGAAUAAACAUCCUUCCUUACUCAAAGAAAGCGGUAUCGUUACUUAAUUCUUGACUUGAAUGACUUUUUGUUUGUUUACUCUAACUAAUUCUUUCAAUCUUAAUUUCUCCUAGUGGCUGGAGUUAUGUAAAACUUACUUGAUAGAGGCGAAAUGGUACCACCAAGGAUACACACC